Molecule: messenger RNA, 1377 nt
Organism: Xylona heveae TC161
Lineage: Eukaryota; Fungi; Ascomycota; Xylonomycetes; Xylonales; Xylonaceae
Product: Bromodomain-containing protein
Exons: 3
Biological process (GO): regulation of DNA-templated transcription; chromatin remodeling
Cellular component (GO): nucleus; chromatin
Source: RefSeq, a predicted model, not a curated record
GUGCCCUCUCCUCCAGCCGCACCCGCAGAAGCCUCUCAACCCAUUACGCCAGCCCAGCAUAAGUUUCUCCUUCAUGGCAUUCGAAAUAUCAAGCGCACCAAAGAUGCCUUUGCGUUCAACGCUCCCGUGGACCCCAUUAAGCUCAAUAUCCCCUCUUACUUGGAUUUCAUCAAGAAGCCAAUGGACCUGGGCACAAUGGAAGACAAACUUAAGCGCGGCGCAUACUCUUCCAUUGACGAGUACGUUUCCGAUUUUCACCAGAUUGUCGAGAACACCACAAUCUUUAACGGCGCCGAGCAUCCAGUUACCAAGGCUGCAGUGAAUAUGAAGGGCACGUUUGACAAGCAGAUGAGCAACCUGCCACGCGCCGAUGUCACGGAGCCCACACCUGCCGAGAAGAAAGCAGCUAAGAAGGCUUCUGUUUCUAAGGCUAGCGCUGCACGACGAGACGGUGAUGGCCGUCCGAAGCGCGAAAUCCACCCUCCUCCGCCUCGCGACCUUCCUUAUUCGAGCGUGAAGCCAAAAAAGAAGAAGUAUCAGCUGGAGCUCCGCUUCUGCCAAGAGGUCGUCAACGAAAUGAACAAGCCCAAAUAUCAAAUGUUCGCCUUUCCAUUUUAUCAACCUGUGGAUCCCGUUGCUUUGAACAUUCCCCACUACCACAAAAUUAUCAAAAAGCCAAUGGAUCUUGGCACCGUUAGCUCAAAGCUAAAGGGAGGACAGUACGAAAACGCCAAGGAGUUUGAAAGUGAUGUGCGUCUCAUGUUCGCCAACUGCUUCAAAUUCAACCCUCCUAUGGACCAAGUUCACCAGAUGGGUCGGCAGUUGGAGGAGGUGUUCAAUCGCAAAUGGGAUCAAAAGAAGGAAUGGAUCGAAGAUCAUACUCCGGCUUCUGGCCCGCACUCACCUGGCACUUCCCCCGAGCCCGAAGAGGAAGAAGAGGAGGAGGAAGAAGAGAUGGAGGAAGAGGAGGAGAAUGAAAUUAGCAUCCUGCAGAAGCAGAUUGCUGCCAUGUCGAAGCAAGUUGAGAUGAUCAAGAAAAAGUCGUCACCACCGGCCCCGACGAAGAAGGGAGUCAAGAGCGCCAAGCCUGCAAAGAAAGUGGGCAAGAAGAGCGCCACUACUGUCACCUUACCAGCCAAGGUUGAAAAGAAGGCCAAGCCCAAGGUCAAAAAGGAGCGCAUUCCAUAUGUCACGUACGAGGAGAAGCAGGAGAUUUCCAACCGCAUCAACACUCUUCCCGAGUCUAAGAUGGCCACGGCACUGAAGAUAAUCCGGGAUAAUAUGCCAAAUCUUAGGGGUGUGGACGAUGAAGAACUUGAGUUGGACAUCGAUGAACUCUCUAACGAAGUCCUUUACAAGCUUUUGACUUUCGUUCGU